UCUUGUCUACAAAUUUCCCAGUCCCCUCCUCUUCAAGACUUCACCAGCUCGCAGUCGGAGUCGGAGAGACAAUGGCCAAUUUCCCCACCCUCUUCAUCAUAGCCCUGCUCUUCUUCCCGUUCCUAACGUGCGCCGCCCGCCCGGAGCCCGCUUUUCUCGGCAAGACAGCCCAACAUCGCUCCGUGGUUGUCGAAGUUGAUGAUGCGGCGGCGGCGGAGGAGGAGAGCUGCCAAGGAAUCGGAGAAGAAGAGUGCUUGAUGAGAAGAACACUGGCCGCCCAUGUUGAUUAUAUCUACACCUGUGACCCAGAAGCAGAAGCCGCCAUGAAUACACACACACACACAGACGUAUCUCAACCUCCCUGUGUUGGGGAUUAAUUAGUUUGAGACAUGUGUUCAUGAUUAAUUAGUUUGAGUUUGUUUGAGACAUGUGUUGAUGAGUAGCUGUCCGGUUUCAGAUCUUACAUACUCGUUCAGUUCGUAUGAGUGUAUUUGAUUGGAAGCAUAUCGUAUGACUGUGUUUGUGGAUCGUAUUAGUGUUUUUGGUUGCAAGCACAGAUUGAGUGUGUUUAUAGAUCGUAUGAAUGUCUUCAAUUGUAAGUUUAGAAUUUGUAUGGGGAGAAAAUAUUUUUUUGAUCGAAGGUAUUUGAUUAAUUUUGUAUGGAAAGAAAGUCUUUUGAUGAGAAGAACACUGGUCGCUCUCUUUAUAG
Molecule: messenger RNA, 709 nt
Organism: Diospyros lotus (date-plum)
Lineage: Eukaryota; Viridiplantae; Streptophyta; Magnoliopsida; Ericales; Ebenaceae
Product: phytosulfokines 3-like
Exons: 2
Coding region: 72-377 (101 amino acids)
Biological process (GO): cell population proliferation
Cellular component (GO): extracellular region
Molecular function (GO): growth factor activity
Source: RefSeq, a predicted model, not a curated record